UUGAAUGAACUUAGUUUGCUAAUCUUUCAAUAUUUGUGAUCUUCUGUUUGCAAUUGAGCGAAAAACAAAGAGAUAAGCCAAUUCAAAGCGUAUAGCCAAAAACUGCUGUGAGUAUUCCAAAAUGUGUGGCGGCCUAUUUAGUAUGCUCUGAGUACACAUUGGGUUCGGUUGAAAAAUCGCUGAAGAAUAUCUUCUACAACUUACUUUGUGUGUGCGCUUGUGUCGGUUCCUUUGUGUCUCAUUAGCGGCAGACACUAGUAGUUUCCAUCUCACCAAAAAUAUACAACAAAUUUAGCAACAAGUAGCGUGCACGGUUUUAAAAUAAACGAAAUUCGAUUUUCCUCUCCAAGCGUGUGCGUAUGUGUGUGUGUGUGUCACCGUGUGCUGUAGGCUGCGAUGAUCCACUCGUUGUGAUAAACUCCAGUUGCACAGCGUGAUUUUCAAAAAAUAUUGCAUGUUUAUAGGUAUAUUGCAACAUCUACAAAUAAGUAUGUGCACACAUACAGAUAUAAAUUAUAUGUGACUGUUAUUGUUUCCAAAAAAAUAACCGUUAUUUGCGAUUUGUGUUGAAUAUGCGCUUGUACAAUAUAUUAUCAAUAAGAAGCACACAUUGAAAAGAAGUGGAAAAGUAAUUAGUUGCCGCCAACAUGUCGUCGCGGCGUGCCCAAUCCUUACCGCCACAUAUGUUGGAUCAAAAGCCGACCCGUGGAAAAUGUAUAACGGCAAUUUGUUUCUCAUGGAAAGUGAUUUCCUGCGUGGUCUCGCACGUGAUUCUCGUACUGAUGGUGGUGUCAUAUUGUGUUGGAGGCGCUUACCUAUUCCAACAUCUGGAAAAGCCACACGAAAUCGAAGUUAAAAAAGAUAUUCAAAACCUGCGUCUCAACUUGACCGAUAAAAUUUGGCGUUUCUCUGACAAUGCCUCAGUGCUGUCCGAAACUGAUUGGAUCACCAAUGUAAAGAAGGACUUAGCCGGUUUCGAAACACAAAUAGUGACCGCCAUAAAAGCGAAUGGUUGGGAUGGGGAUGAGGACGUUACGAAGUCGCAGUGGACAUUUGCGGGCUCACUUUUUUACUCGAUCAUCGUUAUCACAACUAUAGGUUAUGGACACAUAUCCCCGCGAACGGACUGGGGUAAAGUUACGACCAUUUUCUAUGCCAUUGUGGGCAUACCACUCAUGUUGCUAUGUCUGUCCAAUAUUGGAGAUGUAAUGGCCACUUCUUUCAGAUUCAUAUAUUGGCGCGUUUGUUGCUAUGUUUGCACACGCGCUGCGCGACGCCCACGCCGACCGCGACAACGCUCUGGACGCGGCCAACGGUAUACAUCACGUUCACAGCCGCCACCCAUACGCCGCUCAAUGCGACUCACCCAACGCUCUAUGGCUGAUUCGGGUUUCGGCAAUUCUGCUGGGUUACCACAUGCAUACUCAGAUCCGGAUUUGCGUUCCGGGCGAUAUGAUUACGAAGGCGGACGUAAUAGCGGACGACGACAACAUUACAGCAGCCAUUCACAACGCAGCCGACAGUUACCACCUUAUCAAUAUGACCAACAGUAUUAUGAUGAGGGUCCACGGCAGACACAAACACUUAAUCGUGGCUCAAGGUUCGGACGCAGCCUACGCAAUCGCGAAAGCAUGCGCGGUCGACACACGGUCGAGCGUGAGCGUUACCUCGGACAUCCCAAACAGCGACCAGACUCCUUUGAAGAUCUCAAUGCGCCACAAGCAAAGCGCUCACACAGCAUGCGAUCGGUGCGCGGUUCAAGCGCACGUCGCGACAUUGGUCCACCAUCGCACUCGUUACGUCAUGACGCACGUGAAGCACAUGAAUUACGUGAAGCGCCGCCACGCGAAACGAGAGAAAUGCGCGAAAUCAAUAGAAUGAAUCCGCGCACCAUGCAACGCGGUCGUUCAGUGCCGCAUGCGCCACCUGCGGCACGCGCGAAAUCCGUAGAUCCACGUAUACACUACGACGACACCGUCGAUGAGGAAGUUGUGCGCAAGACGCCCAUCAUACCCAAUCGCUAUGCAAUUGAUGAACUCGACCAUUAUCGCGACCACCAUCGCGAACCUCGCGGCAAACAUAUGCCACGCAGUCAGUCAAUGCCGCGCUCGGCGCUGCAAAAAAAUGGUUAUAACAAGGAUCAAUGUAGUAACGGUGUUAGUUCGUAUCAUUCGCAUCGCAAUCAACCGCGUCACGCAUCUCCGCAGCCACCACAUCGCCAACACUCUGGGUAUCACUCGCAUUAUGGCGAUCGCUUGGAAUUGCCAGAGUUCACUCACCCUCAAAUGAACCACACAAAACGCGGUCGCUCACCGGCGCCCAUUGAUGAUUACGACGAUGAAUACGACGAUUACUGUUUAGAUGAUCGUGAUGUAUACUAUGAUGACUACGACAAUCGUGAGAUGGCGUAUCAACCAAGGCAUAGAGAUCGGCGGUAUCGUAGAGAACGUCCGGAACGCUUACCACCUUCACCGCGCAUCAUGUCUCCCAUGGGGUUCCCGGUAAAGCGCCAGGUACGUCCCCGCUACAGUUAUGAUUAUGAUGACGACUCGAACUAUGGUGACGAUUGGAGCGAUUACUACGGUGAUAUAUCGCCAAAGGAUCGCCCAGUACCGAUCUGGCUUUGUGUAUUUUUGGUUAUCAGCUAUAUUUUGGGUGGCGCUGUACUUUUUGCUUACUGGGAGAAAUGGUCGUUUUUGGACUCUGCCUAUUUCUGUUUCAUAACUUUAACCACAAUCGGUUUUGGCGAUUUCGUGCCCGCUAAGGGUGUGAAAGACGAAUCGGAGCAGUCCAUCGCUUACUGUUCGCUAUAUUUGCUCUUCGGCAUAGCGCUUCUGGCGAUGAGCUUCAAUCUGGUGCAAGAGGAAUUCAUUUGCAACGUGAAAGAGGUGGCGAGACGCUUGGGAAUUUUAAAGGAUGAAGAAGACGACGAUUAAAGUAUGACGAGAAAUUGUUUAUUUUUAUUUUGAUUUUUCGUUUUUUGUUUUACAAAUCAGCAAAGUAGAUACAAAAGCACAAGCAAAAUAUUUACACAAAAAUAACGGUUAGAAAGUGAAGCAAUUUUAAAUUGUAUACAUUUGAAAAUAAACAUACAACAAAGUAAGAGGAAGAGGUUACUAAAAUAAAAUAAAAAAGAUUGAAUUGAAUUUUACCAAAACAUUCAAUGGCGACAAUAAACGAAAGGAUACAACGAAGGUACCGCUGCAUAUUGAU
Bactrocera latifrons is the source of this 3213-nucleotide messenger RNA. RefSeq lists its product as uncharacterized. Gene Ontology annotation, cellular component: membrane. The coding region runs from base 648 to 2936 and encodes 762 amino acids. Lineage: Eukaryota; Metazoa; Arthropoda; Insecta; Diptera; Tephritidae. The record is from RefSeq and is a predicted model, not a curated record. Gene Ontology annotation, biological process: stabilization of membrane potential; potassium ion transmembrane transport. The transcript is spliced from 8 exons. Gene Ontology annotation, molecular function: potassium ion leak channel activity.